This is a messenger RNA of Procambarus clarkii (red swamp crayfish), 7103 nucleotides long. RefSeq names its product protein phosphatase 1 regulatory subunit 16A. The record is from RefSeq and is a predicted model, not a curated record. Gene Ontology annotation, cellular component: cytoplasm. Gene Ontology annotation, molecular function: enzyme inhibitor activity; myosin phosphatase regulator activity; protein binding. NCBI's taxonomy places the organism in Eukaryota, Metazoa, Arthropoda, Malacostraca, Decapoda, Cambaridae.
GGCUCGGAGGUCCACCCCGGGUUGCCACGGCCUGGGUGCCAAUGGUGUCUGGCCCCCUGGGUGCUCCUUGGGCGCCCAGGGUUACGAUCCUGGUGGAAAUAAGACUUUGAGUGGGAGGUGGUGGCAAGGCUCCCUUGAGCAGCCAGUGGACAGACAGACAGAGCUCCUGGAGACAGUGGCGGACACGGUCUUUGUCACACAAGACGUCUGUGUCUGGCAUAGACACCGUGUCCUGGGGUGUGACACCUGUCUAACAGGUGUUUGCUCAACACGAUUGCUUUUGAAGUGAUUGGAGCGUGAAGGAAUACUUUGAUACAUGAAGCUCGAGGUUUACGCUCUCGCAUGUAUGAUAGAGAAAGGCUCUAAUAUCUGAGAGACAAAUGGAAAUGAUUAUGAAGUAUACAGUAAAUCAUAAAUACUAUAAGAAACAGGCUACUGUGGAACAAAAUGUGAGAGCUGAUAAUGAAUUGCAGGAAAAAACUCCAGAGACAAGCUGUUGCAGAUGAAACUGCAACACUUGUCCAAUGUUUUCACAGACUGGUAGAGACUAUUGUGUUGGAAAUAUGUACAAAAGAGCUCAGAAAGUGUAUAGUAAUGGUACAGUAAUAUAUUUGAUACUUGUAAGGCACAUUCCAUAUUUUUACUCAAGCUGUUAAGUACAGUAUACAGUUUUAAAAUGUGAACGUAUCCCAAAUACAAAAUAAGAACUCCACAAGUCCUAUAAUGUGGAAUUAUCAAAAGGUAUGGAGGUACAAUAGAGUACUGUACCUGAAAAAAUUCUAUGUUAAAUCCAUUGCAAUUUAGCAGUUUUUAUUUUUAACGUCAUUAAAGAUUAUUAUUGAAUUGCAAAAAAUAGUGCUGUGGAGAUGUUUGUAUACAAGUACUUCACAUAAUUGUGAUUGGUGUAGCAAAAUUUCUGAAAUUACAAUGGAAAAACUAAAAAGUUCAAUGAAUGAGUGCUACGAGUGCUUUUAAGAAAUUUAAAACUUCAUACCUUAAUAAAUUUGAAGUACAGUCCUGCACUGAAUGACUGUGGUUUUUGCAGUCAUGACUGUAAUGAUUCUCUAGCUCUAGUUCCGAGUAACUUGAAGACAUUCCAUAGAAACUUAUGCAUUCCAAACAAAGCUAGUCUUUCUGAAAGUUUGAUAAGUGAACAUAAAAAAAAAACGCACAAUGGAACACAGUGAGCUCAUUGCCGAAAUGGCAUACAUUGAAAAAUUGUCCACUCAGGAGAGGCUGAAGUUGGCAAGACGUCGGCGUAUGCAGCAGAUGAAGAAAUGGUCACAAAAAGAAAGGGAAAUAACUGGUAGCAAAAGAGAGAAAACUGCACAAAAUGAGGCACAAAAGAGGAGAAGAGAGAACAGGAAGAGUGUCAUGUUUAUCAGUAAUGUAAUGCUACUGGAAGCUGCAGCCAGAAACGAUAUUGAGGAAGUGCAAGCACUCCUGGAAGCUGGUGUAAAUCCUGAUUCAACAAAUGAGGAUGGUUUGACAGCUUUGCAUCAGUGUUGCAUUGAUGAUUCUGAAGAAAUGAUGAGACUAUUGGUUCACCAUGGAGCUGAUGUUAAUGCACAGGACUCUGAGAAGUGGACACCUCUUCAUGCAGCUGCUACCUGUGGCCAUCUUCAUCUUGCCAAAUUCCUUAUUGCCAAGAGUGCCAAUCUUCUUGCUGUGAAUGCAGAUGGCAACAUGCCAUAUGAUAUAUGUGAAGAUGAUGCUACUCUUGAUUACAUUGAGAGUGAGAUGGCUCGCCGUGGGGUCACCCAGCGACUUAUCGAUGAGACUCGCUCUGCUACUGAAACACAAAUGCUCACUGAUCUGAAAUGUAUGAAGAGUGAGGGUCAAAGUCUGAUGUUUCGUGAUCACCAAGGAGCAACACCACUUCACGUAGCAGCAGCAAAUGGGUAUGUCAGAGUGGUGGAAUACCUUCUGAGCCAAAAUGUGCCAACAGAAGUAAGAGAUCAUGAUGACUGGUCGCCUCUUCAUGCAGCUGCCUGCUGGGGACAUCCGGAUGUUUUAGAGCUGUUGGUUCAGAAUGGGGCAAAUCUUCACGCUCGUACUAAAAACCAAGAGACUCCCUAUGACAUAUGUGAGGAUGCAGAGCUGCGAGAAAGAAUCAUGCAACUCAUCAGCGAACAAGAGACUAAGAGACUUCAUGAUCAGACUAAAAGGGUUCGUCGUACACACUCAAACACACGCACACAGUCUGUACGCCGGACAUCUAUUCGGGAAAAAACACUGACGCCAAAGAAAGAAGCUCAAGAAGAGGCAAGAAUACGACUUCAGUUAGAACAUAAAAAAAAACCUUUGCAGGAAGAUUCUCCAUCACUGGGUGGGUUACGAGCAGUCAAGGAAGGAGGAGAGGGCUCUCCCCUGACUUCAUUCCCAGCUGUUAUUCCUGCCAACAUCAGCAAUAACAACAGCCCUAAGGACAAUCUUUUAGUAGAGGAAGAAGAGGAAGAGUUGAAGAAGGAAGAGAGAGAGAAUGAGAAAAAAGAAGAUGCAGGAAAAACCAACACCAUUCCUGAGGAGGAAGAAAAUCAAGUAUCUUUAUUACCAGCAACAGUUGCAAAGACAGAAGAGUUACUAGUGAGAUCGGGUAGUGACAGCAGCAGUCUUGUUUGUAAUAAUGGGUUUAAAAUAAAAACCAGUAGCCCUACAAAAGAUAGAUUAGAAGGCCAUCAAUCCUCGCCUCCCAUUCCUCCCCCUCGAAGUUCAUCUACAACGCGGCAGGACAUAAUCGAAACCAAUGCUAAUGGAGCCAAUGGAAUUGGAGGAGGAGGAAUGGUAACUCACAGUGGAGAAGGAGGGAGUAAAAUAGACAUUCAUGUCACUGUUACUGUCAAUCCGUUCUCGCCUGGAACACUGGCUGACUUAAAGAAACAGCGUGCUAUGUCCCGUGCAUCACAGAGUUCAUAUACUCUGGCCUCUGCUGGAAGUACAUAUUCUCUCACUGCACCGGAAUAUGACCCUCGAACUCAUGGACGAAAUCCAGAAUUUACGGCUUCAUCUGUACGUGUUGAUACAGUUUCAUACAGACCACCAGCAUCUCCAUCUCUUACACCUCGUAAGUUUUGCGGAGACCCAACUGAGGUUAUUGGAGGGGUAGAUGCACAGUCUUGUUGUAGUAUGAUGUGAACAAAUUAUGGCAUAAAACCAUACACAAUAGUGCAAUCUGGGGGUGAUGCCUCUUUUUAAAUAUAAAUGAGGAUUUUAAUUUACAAAAUGCAUUAGUGAAAAAUGGCAACAAAUAAGUUUCUGGUCCUGUUAAAUAAAGGACAUUUAUAGGAACAAGUUUUAAUAUACUGUAUGUUAUUCCCAACAUAACAAAGAUGUUUCACAAUUCUGAUAUAGACUUGUAUGACAUAAAUAAUAAGUUUUAAUAAACAUGGCUGUUUUAAGUGUUCUGGUUCAACGUAUAUGUACUUUACUCCAUUCCUAAGCUAAGCCAUAUUCUGUACCUUUAUACAGUUUUGGCUGCUUCAAGCAACAGUAUGUUGGGAUGUUUCCGUAAAGCCUCCCCCUACCUCUCCCAAACCAAUAGAUAGGGGGCAUUGAUAAUAUUAAAUAUGAAAUUGUGUAGCAAUUUUAUUAUUUUUGUUUCGAGUACCUUGUUGAUUCGCUAAAUUGUGUACUAAACCUUUUCGUUUUUUCUAAAUUUAACAAUUUCAUGGAUUUUGUAAAGUACGUAUGUGAAUACCUGGAGACCUUUCAUUGGUAUUGAUUAAUGAGAAAUUUAGUGUGGAAAAAAUUAAAAGUUGGAUGUCUGGUUAAAUAUUUGUUAUUAUCUUGCCAAUAUAUGGCAAAAGUUAGAGCUGGUGGUGGUGGUGAUUAUUUGCCAAGCUAAUGGACAGUUGUAUCAUGCAGCUAGUGACAUAAUUUUAACAUGUAAUAAUGUGUAUGCAAGUUUUUGUGCUGUUAUUCCGUGAGAAAUAAAAAAUUAUUUAAUAUUUUCAUGAUGCAUAAAUACUUAAAAGUAAAGUAAUUGAACAACCUUCCAUGAUUCAGUAUCGCUUAUUAAGAUAUGCACCAAUUUGUAUUCUGUAUUUCCUCCUGCUAGAAAGACUUGGUUUCUUAGUGUGUGUUGACACACUUCUUAAUGCUGAUGCAUAGACUCCAUCACUUAUAUAUGUCUUUUCAUAAUUAAAAUUGGUGGACAUAAUUAUUUGUAAGCACAUAAGGACUGAAAUGCUCAGUUUCUUGGAUAUUUUCAGACCUGCACACUAGUAUAAUUUUUUUGUUGACAACAGUAGUUAUUGCAGUGUUUGACAGUGUGUAUAGAGUUGCAUCUUAUUGCAUGAUAAAGGUUCAUAGGUAUUCUAAUUAGCAUCUUCAGAUUUGAGGCAAGGGACAUUAUUUUUAAAUCUAAUAAGCCAUAUAAGAGCAAGGUUGCUUUCAGAGCAUAUUACAGUUAGUGUUUGAAUGUAGAUCCUGUGCAUCCGUGUCCUUGGUUUUAUCAGGGAAAUAUUUUUAUCUCGACAAAAGAAUACGUAAUAAGGGGGAGAGGCUGACUUUUAUCCUGACUUUAGCACUUCGUCCUCCAAAGUUAUGGUCUUUGAUGAACGGUAGUUGCUCGGUAAUUGGUGUCUUGGCAAAAUAUCCUAUCAUUGUUGAGAAGUUCUUGAUAGCAGCUAAAAGUGCAUAUUAUAUUUAUUUUUCAAAUGGAAAAACUAGUAAACAUAAUGCUGCUGCAUGUUUAUUAUUGCUGUUUAUAUUGUUACUAAAUGCCUCUGACUUGGUUAUGUAAACACAAGGAAUUAUUAUUUACAUUAAUAUAGUUUAAAAGUCUUUCCUACAUACAAAAAAACAUUCAUUUGCUGUAAAUUAUAUACUUGUUCUUCCAAAGCAUUCCAGUUCACAGUACAGUACUCAGUAAUGUGCUUAUUAAUAUAGCUUAUGUAUAAUCUGUCUUCCAAUAUUGUGUAAUGUCUGUACUCUUUUGUUUUAUAAAAGAGUUAGUUAUAAAUGUUACAAAGGGUUCCUAAGGGUCAGUUUUGUUGCGAGAGUCAAAGGGUGAAGCUUAGGUUGAAGUAGACAAUCAGUAAUUGAAACCAUCCAUUAUGUUACUGCUAAACUCAUGGCAAAGCUACUUUGGUGUACCGUAUUUCUUAACGUCGUGUAUAGCACAUUGUAUUUCAAGCCAUAAUUACUACUAUUAACAGGAAAACCUGGCUAAAGGUUAAUGCAUGUUUUAUCUAUAUAAAUGGUUAUAUUGUAAAAUGAAGCAGAGGUGCAUUUAAGUGAUAAUCAUUUUUGUUUAAGGCAGUGUGCAGAAAUGAUUUGUGUAGUUAAGUUCACCGAUCAUUGCUCAUUUUUAAUGAAUAGCCCAAGAAGUACUAUAGUAUCAUAUUGAGAUGUUUAUAUAAAAAAUUAAAGUUAUCUGGUGUUAUUCAAGGCACUUUUUAAAGACUAGUUUAAUCUGGUAGUUGAUGUAUUGAUUUCUUGUAUUAUAGGGCAUAAUAUUUGCCUGGAAUAAACAUUUUUAUAUAAAAUGAAAUUUUGAGUUGAUAACUAUUAUUCUGAAUUUGUAUUUGGACAUGCCUCAUUAACUUGUUUUGGAUAUAUUCCGUUUGCUUCAUGUACAAAGUUUGUCUUGCCAAUUAAUGCCAGUUUUUCAUUCCAAUGUGACGACUUCGUAUGGAAAGCAUAAAGGCAUGUGGAAGAUACAAAUUCUAUUUUGUUUGUUGAAUCUCGGCAGUUUUAGAUUGUAAGAAAACGUGUAAAUCAAAUGCAUAUAUAUUUUUAACUAUACCAAGGUAUAAAACAUGUUGAAGAUGAAUAGUUUAAUAAAUAUUCUUUGUUAAUGAAAAUAGAUAUAUUCUCAGUGCCACAAUGUGGUGGAUCAGUGCCACAAAGGUUAUGUUUGCAGCCAGAGUGUAUAGUUUUUUGUUUGUUUAUUACUACUACAGCCAAUUUUGCACUUUCUGGAUAGAGGUUUUGCUGAUUCACAAGUUUGUGUUUUGAUUUGUAUGAAUAAAUUAUCCUGUACAGUUGCAAGAGGUGUGAGUGAGGCUUCAGUGUGCCAACCAGUCACCCUAAGCACACAUAUAUAUCGACUCCUUUGCUUUUUUGUGCUGUAGUCAAGCAUUUAUUUUGGUAAUAUCUAUGGAUGUGUCUAGAAAGUUUGAAAACCCAUGAAGUUCUUUGAAUAAACGAAGGUACAGUGUGAUAGUGUCAAUAAAGGUUUAUGUAAGCAGAAAACUCGGAGAUUAUUCUGUAAUAACAUUUUGUAAGAAAGUAGAGGGAAUAAAGUGUGUACAGAGUAUGAAAUGAGGAAGAUGACACUGAAGUAAUUAUUGUAUGCUAAAAACUAUCUUUGAUUUUUUUUUUUUUUUUUUAGAAGUGAAAGUGAUAAAAUGGUACAUGACAGAAAGACAGUGGAUAAUGCUAAAGUGAAGUGUGUUGAUAUACAGUAGUGCAGAUGUUAUUACCAUCCAACAGCCUGAUCAGAGACUGGGCCUCUGGAAAUUUGACCCUCGAAAUCAGCAACUGGUAAUCAGCAGGUAGGUUGGCUGUUGGAGAAAGCCAGGGAGUUUUGUUACUGAUGACUGAACAGUGUUUGUAUACUGGUGACUGGCUUAAAAGUUGAACAAAAAUCCAUGUACAGUAUUAUUACAGUAAAUAUAUAAAAAUGAGCUAGGAGAAGGAGUUGGCUGAUAAAAGUGUGGGCAUCUUAUCUGAUAUUAAUUUUCUCCAGACAAGUAAUCUUGCAACAUCCACAACAUGAAUUAUAUAGACAGAUAUGAACAACCAACAAUAGUAAUCAACUUCAUUACAUUUCCCAGCCUAUUUCCUUGCCUGUAAAUUCCAUGCUGAAUCUUGCCCUUUGCAGUUUUGCGCACGGUUUCGAUAUUCCUACAGUGAUUUAUGUGCUCUUGAAUUUCAGUCUGCUCUGUCCCUCUGGCAGUCCAUGGCAGCCAGUUCCAGUGGUAUUCACUAUGAGGGGCUCUGUUUCCCACCAUAUAUCUACCUACCUUGUGGAGGUUCUGGGGAUCAAUGACCCUGUGGCCUGGUCUCUGACCAGGCCUCCCAGUUGGUUGUUUGGUCAACCAGGCUGUUGGACAUGGAUACUAGCAGCCUGAUGUAUGAAUCACAGCCUGGUUUAU